This is a messenger RNA of Peniophora sp. CBMAI 1063, 747 nucleotides long. Lineage: Eukaryota; Fungi; Basidiomycota; Agaricomycetes; Russulales; Peniophoraceae. The record is from the annotation of a GenBank genome assembly.
AUGUCUGCGGAAGAAAUCAUGCAGAAUGCGUUGGGCGAGCUCGUAGAGUUGUGCCGCGGACCUCGACCCACAGACGUCUACCAGGCACAGUACUGGGGUAUGGCUGGCGCGCAUGCACUCCUCUUGAACGGUUUGCUUCACCUGUACAAGAUCGCGCCCACCAUCCCCAAGGAGAAGAGCGUAGAGUUUGCAGGCUAUGCUUUACAAUGGGUAGCUGCCAUCAACCACCAUCAUGCAUGGGAAGAGAACCUUUACUAUCCCCUCUUCGGCUUCGAGCUUGACUCGGCGUCUAUCGUUUGCGAACAUGCGACGUUUACCGACGGCGUCGAGCGCAUGGAGCACUAUUUCACCGACUGUCUGCCGGACGGCACCAAGUAUGGCUAUGGCAAAGUAGUCAAGCCGCAUGUUCGCAAAAACUUCGACGGCCAUCAUGUACAAGAUCUCAUUGACACGUUUGUCAAACCUCUCACCGCCCACUUCCUGCACGAGCUUGAGUAUCUCGAGCCGGUGAAGCUGAUGAAAACGGGCCUCACGGAGGAAGCCAUGAAGAGGAUCGACAAAUCGUCAUUGCAACAUAUGCGCACUAUGCCCAACUCCACCUUUCUUGUCUACAACUUACGACAUGCGCCGAAGGGGUCAGAGUACCCGCCUACGGCACCGUUCGUGAAGCGCUUCUUAGCGCCCUAUAUCUAUUCACUACCAUACAAAAAGUACUGGCAAUUCGCUCCGGCAGCCAUCGAGUAUUGA